CACAUCCCCUAAUUAUCUCAACAUACUUUAUAAUAUCUCGAGCAUAUCUUUUGACAUCUGGUCAUAAUUUCAAAAUUAACCCUUUCUUAAUCUUAAGUUACUAAUACAAUGCACCCUCAAAACUUCAACCAACCACGAACCCUAGAGAUCAACGUGAUCUCGGCCGAGAAUUUAACGAUCCAUGACCGUCCGAUCAAGAAAAACGCGAUCGCCUACGUCCAAACGGACCCAUCUAACGUCGUAUCAACCAAGAUUGACAAAGAAGGUGGAAGUUUUCCAAUAUGGAAUGAAAAUUUUGACCUAAAACUUCCCAUGCAUGUAAGAAAUAUGGUUGUUCAAGUGUCAAGUAAUGGUGUACUAAUCGGUUCGGCUACGAUUCCGGUGUCGGAUUUUAUCGGAGAUUAUACGCCGGUGUCGUAUUUGCAUUUUUUGAGUUAUCGAUUGAGGGAUCAACGUGGAAUUGGUAAUGGUAUUGUUAAUCUUUCUGUUAGGGUUAAGGAUGAUUAUUUUAUGUGAUUUUUGAAAGAGUCUAAGAUUAGGGUUUUUUUUAAGGUGAAAAAGUCAUAACAAAAAUCCUAAUACAUAUGGUUUUGAUUUUUU
Spinacia oleracea (spinach) is the source of this 600-nucleotide messenger RNA. RefSeq names its product BON1-associated protein 2-like. Gene Ontology annotation, biological process: defense response. The transcript has a single exon. Bases 109 to 516 code for a protein of 135 amino acids. NCBI's taxonomy places the organism in Eukaryota, Viridiplantae, Streptophyta, Magnoliopsida, Caryophyllales, Amaranthaceae. The record is from RefSeq and is a predicted model, not a curated record.